Epinephelus moara (kelp grouper) is the source of this 1671-nucleotide messenger RNA. RefSeq lists its product as uncharacterized. Lineage: Eukaryota; Metazoa; Chordata; Actinopteri; Perciformes; Serranidae. Gene Ontology annotation, biological process: T cell costimulation; cell surface receptor signaling pathway; immune response. The transcript has 5 exons. The record is from RefSeq and is a predicted model, not a curated record. Bases 785 to 1486 code for a protein of 233 amino acids. Gene Ontology annotation, cellular component: external side of plasma membrane.
AUUAUGUCUGAGAUGCAUCACAGCUUCACAGUGAUGAAAUGGCGACUGACACAACAGAUGUUUCUCUACGUUAUGGUCUCAGGGAUUAAAGGCUAUCUGAGCUGAAACUUCCCUCCAUCCUAUCAGCACCCAGAGCUCCCUACUCAUCUCCCAGCUCAAAUCCACUGGGCUCCUGGGCUGUUGCUCAAACGACAGAUUGUACUUCUGCAUUGCUGUAUGCCCACUACCAUGGGCACAAAGAGUAUGGAAGCAGAACGAGAGAUGAGGGAGAGAGCUGCCCCCACCCCCAGAACACAGAUCAAGCUCCGAUUAAACAGUGUAACUAGUCAGUGCUGAUCAAAUAUAAAACAUGAUUCCGUUACUGUAUUGCCCACUUCUUGCAUAAACUUAAACUUAACAUAAACUUAUCUGCUACAAUAUAGUGUGCAACUGUCACGUAUCCAUGGUUAGCAGAAACGUACAAUGCAAACAUUUUUUCUAGCGACUGAGUUGCAGUUACUUACAUUCAGCCAGUUGCUGCCUUUAGCUAUAUUCACAAUACUUACCAAACAAUUCAAAAGAAUAACACAGGUGGAGUUGGAGCAUUUCUGAGAAAGAUACUGUGAAGGCUUCUUUGGGCAGGAAAUUAAUAUGGUUACCCAACAUCCUGUCAUUUUUUUAUUUUUAUACCUAUGUUUCAGGUACCCUCUCUCAGGUCACAGUCCACCAGUCUUCUGUGCUUACCACUGCUCUGGGUCGUGAUGUUACACUGCCAUGUCAUCUAAGUCUUUCCAACAAAGUGAAAAUGGUGACCCCAGCGGUUCUGUAUUGGUACUUCACACAGGACGGCAAUGACAAUCGCAGACUGUGGCUCCCCAGUGAUGAAUAUAUGGGACGUGUCAACCUUCUGGAAACCAGUCCAUACACUUUAAACAAGUCCAUACGCCUCAAGAAUGUCCAGUGGGCUGACAGUGGGAAGUACCAGUGUAAAGUCUCUGUCACAACAGAGAAGGAUGACCGUUUCAGGAGGACAGGAAAUGAAACUUUACUGAUGGUUUAUGAAACCAUGAUGUUUAACCUCAACAGUCACAAUGACUCUCUGCUCUCGUGUGAAGUAAACGUGACCCGGGAUGCCGGAUUUCUUUUGUCCAUUUCUCACAAUGGCUGCAAACUCCAACCUGUUGACUCUGCUCCAGGAGAUGCUGGUGCUGCUCUGCCCUUCACCACACUCUCUGAGACUGUUUCUCUGAGGAGCAAAGGAGAAUAUAAGUGUCAGCUGCAGCUGAACAAAGAUCUGAUAACAAAAAGCAUCUUCCUGUACCAUCCUCCUGUGGCUAGAGAUGGUGAAGGUGGUGAAAAAAAUGUUUCACGAAUGUGUCCAUCAACUGUCCCCGAGCCAGGUGUGGUGGUGUUUCCAGAACCGUGGCUCCUGUAUAUGGCUGUCCUCCUGGUGCCAUUUACCACCCUGCUGGUACUCAUAACUGUCCUGCUGAUGUACAGAUGCUGAGUUUUUCAACAAAUGACUGAAACGGAGGCUGAGCAAUGGAGAUCCAGGCUGUCAGGCUGAGGCAUUUUAGAGGUCCAGAUUAAAGGGGAUAUAUUGGCAUAAAUGGGAUAAAAUAUAAGAAGUAUAUUUACUUUGGUGUAUGAUCACCUGAAAAUAAAAAUUGUUGUGUUUUUGUUAGCUUAAAA